This is a messenger RNA of Penicillium samsonianum, 1968 nucleotides long. RefSeq lists its product as uncharacterized. Gene Ontology annotation, biological process: fatty acid biosynthetic process; secondary metabolite biosynthetic process. Gene Ontology annotation, molecular function: fatty acid synthase activity. NCBI's taxonomy places the organism in Eukaryota, Fungi, Ascomycota, Eurotiomycetes, Eurotiales, Aspergillaceae. Bases 1 to 1968 code for a protein of 655 amino acids. The record is from RefSeq and is a predicted model, not a curated record. The transcript is spliced from 3 exons.
AUGGACCCAAAACGCAAGCUGUUCUUGAUCUCUGCCAAUGACAAGGAGUCUCUACGCACUAGGAUGAAAGACUUCGGUAUCUACUUCGAACAACAUCCCGAAGUUUUUGAAAAGACCUUAUUCGGCAACGUUGCUUACACUCUAGGCAAUAAGAUGUCCCAACUCUCAUACCGAGUUGGCGUGUCUGCUACCUCGCUAGAUGACCUUGGAAUCCGUCUUGCUCAACUGAAGAUCAACCCAUCCCGGGUUCUAGGUGCCCCAAUAGUUUCGUUUGUCUUCACUGGUCAAGGGGCUCAAUGGGCACAGAUGGGUGUUCCUCUUAUGCAUGAAUACCCUGUCUACGAGUUAGCCAUCAAACGAGCCGAUCGAUGCCUACGAGAUCUCGGCGCUGAGUUCUCCCUUAUUGAAGAGUUGGAAAAGGACGCCACCUCUGAGAUUGACUCCCCUCAUCUGAGUCAACCUGCCUGCACAGCUCUUCAGAUUGCAUUAGUCAAUCUCCUGGAAUCUUGGGGGAUCUGUCCUGAUUCAGUCGUUGGCCAUAGUUCUGGAGAAAUUAGUGCAGCCUACGCUGCGGGGAUUUAUGACUUGGAGGGAGCUAUGGCUUUGGCUUACUGGCGUGGACAAAUGACCUCCUUACUCAAAUCUUCGUUCCCGUCCCUCAAGGGCACCAUGAUUGCCGUUGGCGCCAGUCGCGAGGCUAUUCAGCCUAUGUUGAAGGCCCUAUCUAGUUACUCCACCGUCGCUUGCGUGAACAGUCCUUCUAGCGUGACCGUGUCGGGGGACGUGUUCGCAAUUGAUGAACUCGAAAAGAUUCUCCAAGACAAGCAAAUUUUCAACCGAAAAUUGAAGAUUGACGUUGCCUACCAUUCCGACCAUAUGAAGAAGGUUGCCGACGCUUACCUGGCUGCGAUUGAGAAUAUCCAGCACUUCCCAUCGGCAACAGCCUCGUUCUUUUCUUCUGUUUUUGGGCGCCUCGCGAAACCUUCCGAGCUUGGUCUAGAAUACUGGAUUGCGAACUUAACAUCACCGGUGUUGUUCUCUGACGCUCUUAGUAAGAUUGUGUCGGACAAUGAAAAACGACCGAGCCUUCUUGUUGAAAUUGGUCCACACUCUACAUUGAAGGGCCCUAUCAUGGAUACCAUAAAGAGCUUGGGUACCACCGUCUCAAAGAUUAGAUAUACACCGACUAUUGUUCGUAAAGUGGAUGUAGCUGAGUCGGUCUUAGAUGCCGCCGCUGCUGCCUACGUGAGAGGUGCUACACUCAAUAUGACAGGGGUGAAUUUCCCCAAGACCAGUGCGGCAAACCGUUGGUUCCUAAGUAACUUGCCUCGCUACCCUUGGCAGCAUGGAAGUCGGUACUGGCACGUUGCCCGUAUUCCACAGAAGCAUGCGUUCAGAGAUCGUGCCAGAAACGAUGUGUUGGGAGUAUUGGCAAAUUACUCAAAUGAUCUGGAGCCAACAUGGAGGAAUAUAAUCCGCUUAGAUGAGAUUCCCUACCUCCGGGACCACAAGAUGCAGGGGAUGGUCGUUUACCCCAUGGCAGGCUAUUUGGUGAUGGCCAUUGAGGCCGCUCGACGACGCGCGGAGCAAGCUGAUAUCCAGAUCUCUCAAUUUGAACUGAGGGAGGUCGUUGUGGGUUCGGCCCUUGUACUCAGUGAUGACACAGAUGCAGAGACCACCAUUACUCUCCGUCCCUAUGCUGAAGGUACUCGUGGAUCAUCCGAUCUUUGGGAUGAGUUCCGUGUCUGCUCAUGGACCUCAAAACGAGGAUGGACAGAGCACUGUACUGGUCAGGUGCGGGUUCGCUCCGAUCCAAAACAACAGGCGGCUACGAUCUCGAGCUCGUUCGAGACUCAAACCAGCUACAUGGAAGCUCAAAUUGCCCGAAUUCAGGAAUCGGCUACUAAUUACGUCGAUAUGUCCCAUAUGUACAAGUCCUCACCACUCGUUUGGCGAUCUGCACGUUAG